AUGUCGGCGCACGAUCACCAUGCUGCAUCUGACAGAGCAAGAAAUCUCUCUGUGCGGUCAUGGCUCCGGUCUUUGCUUCGCAGACCAUCCGAUGACCAUGCUGACCUCAACGCAGCUGGUCCUUCGCAGAUUCCCUUAUCGCAGGAGGGUACCAAUAUGAUCUCGUUUCAUCAUACCUUUGAGGAGACCGAGCGUCCUAGCUUUGCUCCUCCACCAAGAUCUUUCAGUGGAGGCUCUAGCAAUGGUCCGUUGUCAUACGAAGCAGCUGCACGCAGGACGCUGGCUCAGCCCAUCGCCACGCCGAAAGUCGGUGCAACACAUCGUCCGCCAAGUCUAUCGUCGCAAAACGUCCUCAACACACCUCCAAGUCCGAGCGCAUCACCUCCAAAAAGCCCCGGCAUUGCACGUACCCUGUCGAGCAGUGUCGCGGGUCUCACCGAUCGACUCUACCAUCAGCGACGUGCCAGCGAAACGUAUCGCAAGAUGAGAUCAGGCAGCAUAUCAGCAGAAGGCGAGCCCCAGCAAAACACGCUCUCUCGAAGCUUGUCAAGGCGUUCAGAUGCCAACGCACCGCUUGUGGUAUCUCCAUCUGCCAUCUCAGUGACAGCACCGAACUCUUCGGCUCCAUCUCCUCCAAUUCCGGCAGAGCGCCAACCGCAUCCAGCCAGCGAUGACAACAGUCCAGUUCCUUCACCUUCCAACGGAAUGCGGGCCAGCUUUCAGGCCGCAGCCAGAGCUGAAAGUGGAGACAUCAAUCCUGCACAAGCUAGCACGAUGAGUUCUACGGCCUCUAUGAGCUCUGCCGCCACAACUGUAUCGGCCUCUGAUGCCAUCAAUGAACUUUUACUGCCCGAAGGAGAACAAAUGCUCAAGGUCACCCACAAAAAAGUCAAACCACGUACCUUCAAGCUCGAUCCGGACCGUGGACAGAUCCUCUGGGAGUCAAAGAAGAAUAAUCGCGUCAACCUCGAAUCCAUCCGUGAAGUCCGUUUCGGACCCUCUGCUGCAUCCUACCGCACCUCACUCAACAUCUCUUCCGCACACGAACCGCGCUGGCUCACCAUCAUCUACCAGAACGCCGGCAUCUACAAAGCAUUGCAUUUAAUCGCUCUGUCCGAUCAAUCAUUGUCAAGAUGGCGAGCGAGCCUGCUCCAUUUGCAAUCCCUACGGAGAGAACUUCUCGGCUCCGUGGGCGCGUCCUCGAGCAUCGAGCAUCGUCGUCACCUAUGGAUGCGCCAUCACUGGAAGGAUGCGGACCAGUCCAACGACGAAAAGCUCUCCAUCGAGGAAGUCAUGUUGCUAUGCCGUCGACUUGGCAUUGAAUCCAACAAGGCACACCUUCGGCGCUGCUUCAACCUCGCAGACUGGCGCAAUCGUGGCUUCCUCGAUUUUCAAGACUUUCAGCAUUUUGUUUCGCUCCUCAAGCAGAGAUCAGAUGUUCAGACCAUCUUUGCUGCCUGGGCCGACCAGCCCUUGGAGCAGCCUAGACGAAGAUCGGAUGCAUCUCGUCAGGGCCAAGGCCCUCCACAGCAAGCACUUGGUCCUGAGGACACUUCGAGCGCGUCUGUGGCAUCGAGCGAACCACACGAGCCUGCUCCUGCAGUCAGUCAGACUAGUCUGACUGUAGGAUCAGAGUCUUGCCGUACGCGAGCCAUCUCGACCGAGAGCUUCCGACGGUUCGUUCGCAAUGAGCAGGGCAAUCGCAGCUUUUCCGACAGUCAGAUCGACGACCUGUUCCGCCGGCACUGCAACAGUCGUCUGUCCACCUCACAUCUGGCCGACGCGCCUACUGAAAGGGCUCAGAUGGACUACGAUGGCUUUCUCGACUUUCUCUCGUCUUCCGACAAUCCGCCAUUGCUGGAUCAGCUCCCGCUCUUCUCUACCAUGGUCUCUGAUCCCGUAGACAUUCCGGUGCUUGCCAAGCCUUCUGCUCCCGGUUCGAGAGAUGUGACUCAACCUGGUGACGAUCAGCGUCUGCAGCAACGUACACCUUCGCGUGCAUUUGCUGAUACCACCGACGAACUUAUCGCAGCAGGUGCAAACCACUCUGUGGCCAACACCAGAAAGGUGGCCGCCCACCUGCGGAAGUCGACCGUGCAACACGAUAUGACCCGACCUCUCAGCGAGUACUACAUCAGCUCCAGCCACAAUACCUAUCUCGUCGGAGGCCAGUGGAAGGGGGAUAGCACUGUCGAGGGCUACAUCCGUGCGCUUUUGCAAGGUGCGCGAAGUGUCGAGCUCGACUGCUGGGACGGUCCGAACAACGUUCCGCAGAUCACGCAUGGCCGCACCCUCACCAGUCGUGUGCCUUUCCAAGAUGUCAUUAGCGCCAUUGCUCGAUACGCCUUUAUCACCUCGCCCUAUCCCCUCAUCCUCAGUCUCGAGGUGCAUGCCGAUCCGCCACAGCAGGAUGUCAUGGCGCGCAUCCUCAAAGAUACUCUCGGCGAGAUGCUCUUGGGUCAGCCACUGGAUCCUCAAAGGAAACCAGACGCCGCGGACGAACUUCCCUCGCCAGAGAUGCUCAAGUUCAAGGUACUAGUCAAGGCAAAAAAUGUGGCAGCUGCCGACGGUCUGCGAGCUCCUCCUCUGCAACAGCCGGCCGAAGCGUUGAAUUCGGCAACCAAGCUCACGAACGGCACCAGUGUGAUUCCUACCAUGGUGCUCGAGCCUCCCACAUCUGCCACAGACACUACCAGCACAACCGAUUCGGAGGUCGAAUCACGCCUUGCAAGCGCCAAACACCUCGUUCGUCGCGUCACUAGGCGCAACGCAAAAGCCGCCGACUCCUCGGGAUAUCGUUCUAGCGACGCAUCUGAUAAUGGCAUCGAUAGGGACAGCUCAAAGCGGGCAAAGCAGGAUGCUGUCGAUCGAGGCGGCAAGCAUGCCAAGAAGAUGAUGUCGACGGCACUCGCGUCGCUGCUCAUUUACACCGUCGGCGUCAAGUGUCGCGGGUUCAACAAGAAAGAGACGUAUGCGACCCAACACAUGGUCUCGUUGUCGGAGAAGACCGCCCACAAACUGAUUCGCGACCCCAUCUCGAACGAAGCGCUGAUCAAGCACAAUCGCUCUCACCUCACCCGCAUCUAUCCUUCGAUGUUGAGCUUUGCCAGAUUGCACGCUAGCCGAAACUUCAUCCCCCUCGAAAUGUGGGCGACCGGGUGCCAGCUUGUAGCGCUCAACUGGCAAACAACAGAUUUGGGCUUCGAACUCAACCAAGCGAUGUUUAGCCGCAACGGUCGAUGCGGGUAUGUUCUCAAACCAGCAGCGCUGCGCACCAAAGAACAGGGUAAGAUCAUGCAGAGCAAAGCUGUGCGCUUCCGUCUCGAUCUCAGCAUCGUCUCAGCUCAGCAAUUGCCAAAGAAGACCAAGGCCGUUGCUGGCAAAGAUAAGGACAAGGCGCAGGCGGGUCAGGACAUCCGCGAGCCCAUCGAUCCCUUUGUCGUGGUUUCGUUGCUGGCUCCUGGCUGUUGGGGCAAGCAGCCUAAAGGUCUGUUGGAGAAAGCCUCGUCGCACGGAGAAGCAAUGGAGAGUGUCCUACCUCAGGCGUCCAAGAACAGCGGUAAGACGUCUGCCAGUGCCACUACAGAUCAGCAGACCACUGCGCCCGAGGAAUGUGCCGACGACGACUCCGACGCCACAAGAUCGCCUGAAGUGGCAGAACGCGAACAGCAAGCAGAUGCUGCAGAGACUGCUCCUCCGACCCAAAGAGAACGAGUCGGCUCAGCAUCGAUCCGCAAAUUGGAUGCAAAGGAGAGGGUCUUGGCACCGAGCCAUCUACUGAGGACCCCCACCGUGAAGGGGAAUGGUUUCAGUCCUGAAUGGCAUACGUCGAUGAGUGUGCUCAUCGAUGUGCCCGCGGGCGCUAGCAGCGAGCUUCUGGCGUUAAUAGAAGCUUGCAAAGCAUCCGAGUCCGGGGACGCAUUGGCACAUCCAGAGUUGGAGCGACUCAGCCGUGGCCUACUAGACCUCUGCUUUGUUCGCUUCGAGAUCUUCGACGACGACUUGGGGGAUCACAACGUUGAACAUACGGCGAUCGGCAAGGCUUCAUCCGACACAAGCACCCCGACCACGGCCGAGCCUGGCUCUCAACAAUCAUUGGGAUCGACCAGCGCCACUAGCAAGACGGUCAAUGCAGGUGCCGCAAGCAACGACGAUGCAUCGGACAGCGGCUCGUCAUCGGCGUCGUCGGCGUCGUCGAUCGACGCCGAAAGCGUUGCAGCCUAUUCGGUCUCGGUCGGCGCUUUACAGCAAGGGUACCGGCAUCUGCCGCUGUACGACCAUCAACUUUCGCAGUUCUUGUUUUCCACGCUGUUCGUCCAUUCGAGACUGCGUCUCGUUGGAUUAGUGGAUGUAAAUGCGAAUGGCAAGCAUUCGUGA
Messenger RNA from Pseudozyma hubeiensis SY62, 4377 nucleotides. RefSeq lists its product as hypothetical. Gene Ontology annotation, biological process: phosphatidylinositol-mediated signaling; lipid metabolic process. The record is from RefSeq and is a predicted model, not a curated record. The coding region runs from base 1 to 4377 and encodes 1458 amino acids. NCBI's taxonomy places the organism in Eukaryota, Fungi, Basidiomycota, Ustilaginomycetes, Ustilaginales, Ustilaginaceae. The transcript has a single exon. Gene Ontology annotation, molecular function: phosphatidylinositol-4,5-bisphosphate phospholipase C activity; calcium ion binding.